UUUGGAGGAUCCCGAGAAGUUACGUCCAGCGACUUUGUUUCAUUUUCCCACAUUUGUGCACUUUCACAGAUAUUAAACAGUUAAUAAACCACCGUUAUUACACCUUUAAACCUGAAGAAACACUAAAUAGACAAAACAAACAAAUCACAUAACUUCACUCCUCGCGUUCCCGCCAAAAAGUCCUUAGACACGACUCGUGGUAGUCGUGGUACAGAGUACUACAGAGUUUAAUUCAGUGAGUUACUAGCGUUUUGUUAACAAGUGCGUUUAUACUGUUUAAUUAUUUCUUAUGGAGAUCAAAAAAAUAUUGAAUACUUCAACAAAAAAAUGUCAAUGAAGACGGGCAAUUAGUCGUUAAAGUACGAUUAGCGCGGUUUUAAUAAAUUCAGUUAUUUUUAAUGAUAUUGAAUAUUAACAAGGAUAUAGAAAUUUCAGUGAUAAUUAAUAAUUGGGAAUUUAAUUGUUUUUAUGAUCGAACAAUCACCAAUAGUCGUCGAAGAAACGAUAAUUGGUCAAAAUUAAUUAAUCUGGACGAUAAAAAUAAUAUAUCUAUAUAGUAAGUAAUACUAAUAUAUCUAUAUAGUAAUAUAUAUCUAGUAAGGGGGGCCAACUUAAGGGUGAUCAUUUGUUUAAUCAAUUAUGAAUAAAUAAAAGACAAAGAAACAAUUUUUACAUUUGAACAUUAACGAACAAAUUAUUAAAAAUUAAAAAAUUCCGAAAAUCAAAAAAAGGGGAGCCAAAUUCAGUGAGCCGCGCUAAUCAUGUUCUGAAAAGAAUUGAACAUGACGUCGUUCUUUUUAGUGUCAGAACUAGUUCCAGAAAACAUGUUCGCGGAAUUAAACAGGUCCGCGAACAUGAUAAGUCUAAUAGCUGUUUGUAGCUGUUUAGUUCCGCGGACAUGUUAAGUCUGUAGCUGUUUGUAGUGUAGCGAAUCACGUAUUAAAUUAUUAUUUUAACUAUGUUCUAUAUUUAUUUAAAAUUUUAUUAAUUACACAAUAUUAAAAAAAAAAGGUAUUAAUAAUACAAUUUUUAAAAAACACUAUAUAAAAAGAGAUUACCGCUGAUGGCAAUUAUAAUUAUUAUUUUGUAAGCUUUUUAGUUUUAGGUUCAUUGUUAGAGUUGAUUGCAUAAUUUAUUAAUGUACUAUUCUACUUUGUCAUAAUUUUAAUUACUUUACUACUUUCAUUAUUUUUCAAUGUAUUGUACGAUGCAUCGGAAACUAUAUAUAACCUAUCAAUUGUUAAUUAAAAUACCACGUUGUUCUGUUAUACAACAUAGAUUUAGCUCGUUGUAGCCUUAGAACCUUUUUCCCAUAACCGAGAUACCAAUAUAUCUUAUUUUCAUUACGUAAUGUAGUUAACAAAACUAGCGAAAGUGGUGAAUGUUUUAAAGUUCUCGAAUUUUGAAUUAUGAUUUUCUAAGAAAUGGUCUACAAACACUUAGGGUUAAGUGCUCGUAGGAAUGGUGUAUGGUCAAGAUCAAAAUCCAUAGCAAAACAUUUUAAUUUAUUCAACUAUCGACUGUUUUGUACUGGUGGUAGGACCUCUUGUGAGUCCGCGCGGGUGGGUACCACCACCCUGCCUAUUUCUGCCGUGAAGCAAUAAUGCGUUUCGGUUUGAAGGGUGGGGCAGCCGUUGUAACUUACUUGAGACCUUAGAACUUUCUCAAGGUGGGUGGCACAUUUACGUUGUGUAUGUCUAUGCGCUCCAGUAACCACUUAACACCAGGUGGGCUGUGAGCUCGUCCACCCAUCUAAGCAAUAAAAAAAAAAACACGUAGGUCGUAGAGAAAAUGUAAUAUGAAAGAGAUCUACACGCAGUUGCUCCAUCUCACUCCUUCCAUCUCACUCCUUCGUAUUCGCGUUAUAUUUCGCCUUAUCUCUUUACGUGGACUCGUGUCGGUUCGGGACUCGCCGCGUCACGCUACCGCGCCGCGCGGUACCUAUGCUCUAAUCAUGUCCGCAUGUCCGUCAUGUUCAACGCGUUCGUAGUUCCUGCAUAACAGUACACUUGGAAUGGAAAUGGAACUGUCUGAACAUGUUAAUUUUGACAACUCGGAUUGAAUGAUAAAGUUCCAUACGAGAACAUAGUUCCAGGAACUAUUUCGGUCCGGAACUACGCAUGCCGGUGCAGCCAAUAAAUUAAUCUGUGGUCUAAGAAUAUGGCAAAAAAAGAUUUCACAAUGACGACUUCUAUUCUUUGAAAAAAAUUGUUGGUUCAAAGUAUUACCAAACAAAGCAGAAAUUGAAAAAUAAUUUUUAAAAAAAUUAGCUACUCAAUGAAACAAAAAAGGUGCCCAUCAGGAGAAAAGAUGCCGGCGACCAGUUUCACCUCUUUACUGUGCAGUGCAUUAAAAGAAGAGUGCAGUAUUAAAAACGUUUGGAAUCAUAAUCUUCAUGAAGAAUUUCAUGUAAUAAGACAGGUUGUCCAGAAAUACCAUUGGGUGGCCAUGGAUACUGAAUUUCCAGGUGUAGUUGCAAGACCAAUUGGUGAAUUCAGAUCCACUGCAGAUUAUCAAUACCAGCUUUUAAGAUGCAAUGUGGAUCUGUUGCGGAUCAUACAAUUAGGAUUAACGUUUAUGGACGAAAAUGCUAAAACUCCCCCAGGGUGCACAACUUGGCAGUUUAAUUUUAAAUUCAAUCUUCAGGAGGAUAUGUAUGCACAAGACUCGAUAGACUUACUACAAAAUUCUGGUCUGCAAUUCAGGGAACAUGAAGAACAUGGUAUUGAACCCCUUGAAUUUGCUGAAUUACUAAUGUCAUCUGGAAUUGUACUAAUGGAUAACAUCAACUGGUUGAGUUUUCAUUCUGGAUAUGAUUUUGGUUAUUUACUUAAGUUGCUUACUGAUCAAAACCUACCUCAUGAAGAGAAUGACUUCUUUGAACGAUUGCGUCUAUAUUUCCCCACCGUGUAUGAUGUCAAGUACCUGAUGAAACUUUGCAAGAAUCUUAAAGGUGGCUUACAAGAAGUUGCAGAUCAGUUGGAAUUGAGGCGAGUAGGUCCCCAACAUCAAGCCGGUUCUGACUCACUACUGACUGGCAUGGCGUUUUUUAAAAUUAAAGAAAUAUUUUUUGAUGGAAACAUUGAAAGUACGAGUGGACAUCUGUACGGACUUGGAGCUCCAUUCACUACUAACGCCAACAACUUCCAGGAUAACGUGGAUAGUGGAAACUCAUCUUGAUCUGAACUGCCUUGCUAAAGAGUUUAACUCAGUAGUCACUUCUGUUUCAUACCAAGGAAUAGAAAUAAAUAACAAUUUGUACCUGAUUAACUUUGAAGAAAUAAGCUUAGUCUAAACUGUGAUAAAUGUUAGUGUAGUUUUGUCUUCGUGGUAGUUUAAUGACUGAAUAAAGAGAUUGUAAAUAAAA
This is a messenger RNA of Bombyx mori (domestic silkworm), 3367 nucleotides long. RefSeq names its product CCR4-NOT transcription complex subunit 7. The record is from RefSeq and is a predicted model, not a curated record. Gene Ontology annotation, molecular function: poly(A)-specific ribonuclease activity; nucleic acid binding. NCBI's taxonomy places the organism in Eukaryota, Metazoa, Arthropoda, Insecta, Lepidoptera, Bombycidae. Gene Ontology annotation, cellular component: CCR4-NOT complex; P-body; CCR4-NOT core complex. The transcript has 8 exons. The coding region runs from base 2278 to 3180 and encodes 300 amino acids.